Haliotis rubra (blacklip abalone) is the source of this 7093-nucleotide messenger RNA. Its product is annotated as rab GTPase-activating protein 1-like. Bases 151 to 3297 code for a protein of 1048 amino acids. The transcript has 22 exons. NCBI's taxonomy places the organism in Eukaryota, Metazoa, Mollusca, Gastropoda, Lepetellida, Haliotidae. The record is from RefSeq and is a predicted model, not a curated record.
CCCUCUGCGAAAAUGUUCGGCCAUGUGUAAUUUGUUAUGAUUCUUCGCAAGACAGUGGAACAUUUUACCUGUCAAACAUUGUCAGAUGGAAUUAUGAUGAUUGAUCGCUCCCUGCCCCGACUAUGAACGCGACUCUACUGCGCUGCUGAUAUGGAGGAUGCCGUGAGCCGAGAGUCUGUGGAUUCCUCCUCAACAGGUGAUGACUUCGUGGUUGUCAAUGCUGACCCAAAGUUCAAGUUGACCGGUGAUAUUAACGACCUAGACGAAGAGGUUGGUGCCGGCAAGUUCCUAUCCCCCAAAAUGGCUGCGUCUGCUGCUACCACCCCUGAACAAAAUGGCAUGGAAUUGGAGAAGGUGGAGCAUGCGAUACGUGGUAGCCAGUCGGCUGAUGUCCUCAUCCCUGAUGCGUCCAACAUCGUAGGGCCCAUCAGUCACUCGGAGAACAUGUCUGUGAUGGGUCUGGGGUCUGCAGAUGUCGGGCUCAACCAGAUUACUGCCAAUCGUGGCCGAUCGACCUCGCUUCCUACAAUUCCCGGCACAGACUGUACGGUGUUUGAUGGAGUCACCUACCUUGGUUGCGCUACUGUCAACGCACCUCGCAGUGAGGUGGAGAUCUACCGCAACAUGGCAGUGCUGAAUGACCAAUCACAGAUGGCUAUCCCUGUCACUCUCACCGUGCCCAGUACGUCGGAGGGAUUUGUAGGAUUGAUCGAUCCAGCAAGCAGCACAGAGAUUGCCAGUUACCGUAUUCACCGCAUUCUGUUCUGUGCAAGAGGUCCGACUGACAGCAGCGAAAAGAAGUGCUUUGCAUUCACGUGUAGCCAUGGCGAUACAGCUGAGACCGCCAUUUUCCAGUGUCAUGUGUUCCGCUGUGACCUUCCGGAAGCAGUGGCAAAAAUCCUGUACAGCUUUGCGACAACAUUCCGCCGGGUUCCCCGCAGCACACGGACUACAGCCUCAGCAGUUUUGCCUGAGAUCGAUCAGAACUAUGUAUUCACUGUGGGCAUUGAGUUCAAGGAAGAUGAUGGCAAGGGGAACUACUCUGCUGUACCGAAGGACAAGUCAGUGUUCAAGUUCCGCUCUAACGUCGAGAAGAGGAUUAGUAUCUGUGUCACUCACACUGGUCCGAUUGAGCUAAAGAUUGAACGAUGUUUUGGGCUGUUGAUCUCACCAGGGAGGAACGUUAAGCAUAGUGAUAUGCAGCUGAUUGAGUUGAACUCUAUGGGCUAUGCUGGUGAUGGCCGCAGUUACACCAUCUCAGGGCAGUGGGACCCCAGCGAGAAAUGUUUCCUUGUGCUGAACGAGGAGACCCCAAAAGACACGCGAGUAUUCCUGACUGUGGCGGUCGACCUAGUGAUAUUCGGUAUUCAGGAACCUGUCAGGUUUGCUGUGGAGACCAAAGCACGCAUCUAUCCUUCCAACGAGCGGUUCUGGUACUUCACCAAGAAACCCCACUUUGAGCAGUUCCACGUUAGACUCAAACAGGUGGAAGGCAGUAACCAUGAUGGGGCCAACUUUGAGGUUGUCCAUGUUGAGAGCCAGACAGAAAUGGACAGGAAGAGCACUGGCAUGAGCCUCAGUCUGAGCAGCAGCAAACACAUCCCUGAGCCAGUCCAGACACCACAAGAAGAGGAGGAGUCGGAUGGCGACGAGCCGCUGCUCAGUGGGUCUGGAGUGGUGAGCAAGGAGGUGACUGACGAGAACCUGCUGGACGCCUGGCACGACGUCCUCACCAAGUGGCACGCCAACCUCACGCAGCGCCCCAAACAGGUGACCCCCCUGGCACGGAAGGGUGUACCCGAGGCUCUCCGUGGGGAAGUGUGGCAACUCAUCACUGGUUGCCAUGACAGCAGUGAACUACUGGAAGCUUACCGGAUCCUCAUCACCAAGGAGUCUGCAUGUGAGCCGGUGAUCCAACGAGACAUCAACCGAACAUUCCCUGCUCAUGACUUCUUCAAGGAGUCUGGAGGUCUUGGGCAGGAUUCUCUCUUCAAGAUCAGCAAGGCAUAUGCGAUCUAUGAUGAGGAGAUUGGCUACGUCCAGGGUCUCUCAUUCCUUGCUGCUGCACUGUUGCUACAUAUGCCCGAGGAACAAGCCUUCUGUGUCCUAGUGAAGAUCAUGUUUGACUACGGCCUGCGGGACCUGUUCAAGCAGGGUUUUGAGGAGCUACAUCUCAAGUUCUACCAGCUGGAGAGACUCAUGCAGGACCAGUUGAUUGACUUAUAUGGACAUUUUGCUGACAUGGGUUUGGAGAUUCACAUGUUUGCUUCACAAUGGUUCCUGACGCUCUUCACGGCCAAGUUCCCCUUGCAUGUGGUGUUCCAUAUCCUGGACCUAUACCUCAGUGAGGGCAAGGAUGUUAUCUUCAGUGUGGCCCUGGCAUUGUUGAAGGGUUCUAGGAAGGACCUUCUAGCACUGGACUUUGAGGGAGUCCUGAAAUACUUCCGCGUCCAGCUGCCCAAGAAGUACCGCACUGACGACGCUGCUAAGGAUCUGAUGAGGACAGCAGUCAGCUCCAAGGUAACCGCUCGCAAGUUGAAGAAAUACGAGCGAGAAUACGUCCAGAUGAAGGAACACCAGCUGCAGCAGGAGAAUCCCAUCGAGAGGUUUGAGCGCGAGAACAAGCGGCUCCUGGAGGACAAUCUCCGUCUGGAACAGGAAAAUGAUGACCUCGCCCAUGAACUGGUAGAGAGCAAACUGGCCCUCCGCAGUGAGCUGGAUGCUCUGGAGGACUCCCACGAGGCUCUGAUGAAGGAUCACAUGAGCACCCAGAAGAUGUUGACAGAGACGGAGGAGGAGAAACGGCGACUGGAAACAGAGUCCUCACAGCUAAAGGAGAUGUGUCGGCGGGAACUGGACAGGGCGGAGUCUGAGAGCCAGCGGAACUCUGCCAUCAUUGCUGACUACAAACAGAUCUGCUCCCAGCUGAGUGAGAGACUCGAGAAGCAGCAGCCCAGCUGGGACCUGGGACGUAUUAAGGGUCAAGUGAAGUCAUGUGAUAAAUGCUCCAAGAUGUUCACUGAGGAUGGCAAGGUCAAACUGCCAGAGGUCAAGGCCAAUCCUGAAGACAGCAACCCGUGUGUGUUGGAUUUGAGGAAGCAGGUCCGGGAACUGGAGCUAGAGCUGGCCCAGACGAAGCUGGCUCUGGUAGAGUCUGAGUGCAAGACGCAGGACCUCACCCACCAGCUCAACUCGGCCAUCAGCGAAAUACAAGCAUCCAAAAACACAUGGUUCCACAAAACCAUCAGCUCCAUUAAGGAGGUGACAACAGUCAAUAAGAAGGAUCCCAAGGAAUGAGCCUGUGUCGUUGUGAUGCCAUUGUCAGGGAUGACAAAGUGGAGGUUAUGUAGGACCCCUAGCAGAUGAUGCUUGUGACUCUUUGACAGAGAAUAUUACUGUGUUGAUCACUGACUGAAUAUGUGUCAUGUUGGAUGUGGAUGUAGUGUGCUAAAUCUGUGGAUGGCAGCGCUGACAGAACCAGCAUGUAGUCAACCUCUUGGAGAAUGACUUUGGGUGUCAUUUGUACAGUUGUGUCUUUACAGAGCUGUCUUUGAUACAGAGUGUCCUAAGUACAAGGAUGGUCUUGGUAUGGGUUGUCUCUAGCACAGGGUGUCCUUUACAGGGAUUUCCACCUUUCGAUGUUGUCCUGGGCUCUGACGUGUCCACAGUACAUGGGUGACCUGAAUAGAAAGGUUCUCUGUACAGUGGUAUAGGGGUGUCCUCAGUAGAGGAGUGUCUGUUGUACAGGGUGUCCUUUACAGGGAAUUCCACCUUUCGAUGUUGUCCUGGGCUCUGACGUGUCCACAGUACAUGGGUGACCUAAAUAGAAAGGUUCUCUGUACAGUGGUAUAGGGGUGUCCUCAGUAGAGGAGUGUCUGUUGUACAGGGUGUCCUUGGUUGAGGAGUAUUCUUGCAUGAUUCUGGUGUAGAAUUAUUGAUCUUGGCUGGGAGUGCAAUGUGGAUGGUCUAACUUACACUUAGACAGUGUAGGUAUGUGUGCAGAUCUUGUAAACUACAUCACCAUUUGACAUGUGUAGGUGUACCAGCAUAACAUCAGUGUAUGAUGUAUCAACAAUGCAUGGAUGUACCAGCAUGUAUGAUAUAUUUACUGCUAUGGCAUGUAUAGGUGUAACAGCAAAACGCCAGUGUACAAUAUAUAUCCAAUAUGUGGGUGUACACGAUAUAUCGACAACACAUAGGUGGACCAGUGAUAAAAUGUAUCCAACACGUAGCUGUACCUGCAAACAUGAGUUAAGAAUAUAUACAACAUGGAAGAUACCAGCGGAUCAGUGCAUGGUGCAUCUACAACAUGUAGGUGUACCAGCUAAUACAAAUGUACAAUAUAUCCGAGACACUCGAGGGUGCGCCAGCAAAACAACAGUGUCCAGUGUAACAUUUGCAGGUGCAGCUGCACAGAAUUGGUGUGCAAUAUGUCUCCUGCACAGAGAGUUGGAAAUAUAUCAAAGAUCACAUAGAGCUAUCAGAAUGUACCAGCAUGGGAAAGAUACAUUGACCAAACCAAGUACUGAUGUACUGGUAGACUGAAGAAGAUGUUGCUGGCAGGAUAUCCAGGUCAAUUUAACCUUAAGAGGAGGUUAAUGUCUGAAGCAAUGGCUAAAAGUUCAAGGACAGAAGUUUGAGGUCAAAAGUUCAAGGUCAGACGUUUGAGGUCAAAAGUUCAAGGUCAGAAGAUAGACAUUUGAAUUACCAACUUCCUGUGACAUAUAAUCAGCACUUGUGUGUAACCAGUAGAUCACAUUGUGAUGCUGUGUCUAGUCCUUAUAUAUAUAACUUAUUGUACUCACCCUCCCUGUUCAGUGAGGGGACGGAUUCCACCAUCAGAGCCAUGGUGGCGAUAUACGAAUAUUUAAAACUCGUUUCAAAAUAUGCAUUACCGUCAUGUUUGUAAUGGUUACAUAGUGAUCGAAUUUCAUAAGUUCAUUGUGCAUUUUCACAUGAUAGGCUGCAGUGGAAUGAAGAUAUUUUAUUUAUCGGUUGAUAUUUGUUAUGUUAGUGUUUCUAACUCAUUCCAGUGUUGGAUCCAGGUAUUGCCGGUGUUAUUUAUGUCAUAUAACCCAGUAGGCGGAAACAGUUGUUCCAGGAAUAAGUUCAUGCGUCUGUAGAAUCGGUAUUGCAUCCAUAAAUUAAAGAUUUCAGAAAUGAGUUCACAGUUACAAACUGUCAGUACAGGAAUCAGUUUAUUGCAUUUCUCUGUGUUGUUUUUAUGAUUGGUAUGACAACCAUUGUGCAAUAUGAGUUAAUACCUCACAAAUACAGGAUCCACCCUCUCAAGGAACACAAGCCUGACAGGCUGCAAGACCUUGUACAAGUAGAAAUCCAUACGCCAGCAUCUUUGUGUUUUUUUAGCGUAGUUUUGUUUUUGUGGAACUUGUUUCUGUUGAAAUAUUAGCAAUUACCACAGGGUACCAUGUAUUUUUUCUUUCUUUUCAAACAAUAUGUCAGAAAACCAGACUCAACAAAACAAAUCAAGGGUCGAUUGCAGCUUACCAAUGAUCAUGCAUAUAGUUGCCAUGGUUACUAUCCAUUCCUUUCUUCAUCCAUGUUGUGUAAUUGGUGACAUCAGAGGCUGACAGCUCCUCCAGACAUAAUGUAGCUUGCUCGUCUGAAUUGGAAUAGUUUGAAUAAUGCCAUACAUUCUCAUUUGUGUCCUAUCAUAUUUUGCAAUGUUUGUGAUGUUGAUAUGCAAUGGAAAGUUUUUGAUCCAUCCUCACCAAUCAAGAGCAUAAUAAUAAAUCAUCUGUGAGCAUAAUUUAUGUUGAGGUCGUGUGUGUGGUAACUGCUCCGAUACCCACCUCUUCACCCUGGCAUCGUAUAUCAAAAGAUAUAAUCAUAUGGUUUCUAGGUAUAACUUUAUAAUGAUCUUUUAGUAAAGCUUCACUAAUUUAUCCUUCACUGUAAAUAUGAUAUAAUUCAACUGAAUGACAAUAUUGGACUUGACAUUGUCUGUGGCCACUUAAUACCCACAACCUAACCUCUACCCCACCUGAAGCUUAGGGCUGUGGGGUAGCCUAGUGGUUAAAGCAUUUGCUUGUCAUGCCGAAGACCCAGGAUCAAUUUCCCAAAUGGGUACUAUGCGUGAAGCCCAUUUCUGGUGUCCCCAGCCGUGAUAUUGCUGGAAUAUUGCUUAAAGCGGUGUAAAACUAUCCUCACAGACUCAGAGGAGAGUGUUUAUUCACUGAGGACUUUCAUCAUUUACAGCUGUUUUUUGUAUAGGUCGUGUUGGUCAUAAUCAAACUGCGCCCGCACACUAUUUAGCAUAAAUGUGUUGCCAUGGUAACUCUGGUUAUUAACGCCCAGCUUGACUCUGUUAAUGCAUUGAAUGUUGUUAUUGUCAGAUGUUUGUUUUGCAGGUUUUAUUUGUAUAUGCAUAAGCAAUGCAUUUUAUUUUGUAUAUACAAAGCUUGAGACUGAAAAAGUCGUGUUAUUUAUUUUGAAAUGCUGUAUAGGCUAAUAAAAUGCUGUAUAUAUAUAUAUGCUAAGAUUAUUGUAUUGACCAUUCCUUGAAGGGUUCCACAAUGCUGUGAUCAUGCUGAUCAUUUAUUCUUGCCCACGAAAAUACAAAUUUCGAUAGAUGGGCAUGGACGGCCCUGUUGUGUAAUAUGCUGUAGCUGUUCAGAGUUCUCUCCCUUUGGCAAGACAGGAACUUACGACCAUAGAUUUGAAUCCUUGAUUAUGUUUCUAGGUUUGCCAGGGCUAUUCCUGUGCUAAUGAGUUUCACCGAAGACUUUCAUUACUCUGGACUUGCCUCCCUCGUCUAGCUGACAUGCCCUGAUGUAACUGAAAUCAUAUUCAAAGAGGUUUAGAGCCAACCCAGUCACUCACUCAUAAGAAUGGCCUAAUAUGCUGGUACCAGUACAUCUGCUGAUAAUGUUUCGUAUAGCAGGAACAUUGCUGAGUGAUGUUAGGCAGCAAACAAAAUAAUUAAUUUACUUAAGUUUUAAAAUCCAAAAUUUGAACAAUCGAUAGCCAGGAAGAAGUUUAUUUUGUUUCAUAAAUAUGAUUAUGGGUUUGAGAAGGGUAGUACUAUUUGAAGAGACAAAACAUGCCUGUACAUAGUAUAUAUUGGAGAAAA